This is a messenger RNA of Lycium ferocissimum, 462 nucleotides long. Its product is annotated as secreted RxLR effector protein 161-like. Lineage: Eukaryota; Viridiplantae; Streptophyta; Magnoliopsida; Solanales; Solanaceae. The record is from RefSeq and is a predicted model, not a curated record. Bases 1 to 462 code for a protein of 153 amino acids. The transcript has a single exon.
AUGUAUGCAACACAUAGCACACGACCGGAUAUAGCACAUGCAGUCUGCAAACUUUCAAGAUAUACAAGUAAACCAAGUGUUGAACAUUGGAAAGCUAUUUCAAGAGUGCUUGGUUAUUUAAAGAAAACAAAGAAUGUUGGAUUAUGUUAUAAUGGUUUUCCUAGCACGUUAGAAGGGUUCUCUGAUGCUAAUUGGAUAACCAAUGAUGAUGAUAAAAAAUCCACAUCGGGAUGGAUAUUUACGUUGGGAGGAGGUGCUAUAAGUUGGGCAUCAAAGAAGCAGACUUGUAUUACACAUUCUACAAUGGAAUCAGAAUUUUUGGCAUUAGCAGCUGCUGGAAAAGAAGCGGAAUGGCUGAGAAACAUGUUAUUAGAUAUAAAGUUGUGGCCACAACCGAUGCCAACCAUUCCAAUAUAUUGUGAUAAUGAGGCAACAUUGAGCGUUGCUCAUAAUAAGAUAUAA